UAGAUCCUGGGGAAUAGGAGACAAACCAGCACAAGUACUAAAGUGUGAAGAUUCAACAAGUACAUAAGGGUAAGGUUAAAGACUCAGCAACAGUACUCUAACCUGAUUCAGCAAAGUUCCUGUACUCUCUCGUCUCCUUCAGUCCACAGGAGCAGGCAGGAUGUCUAUAACCAUGGCUAAGGCUGAUGGGGUCACUGUGUUCACUGUGACCUCGGACCCCCAAAGUGUCUAUCCUCCACUGUGCCAAAUCAUCAAAGGCCUCUGCUACAACCCUGAGUGCUGCUCUGUGUCUCAGCGCCUGAGGAAAGUUCAGAGAUCUUCUCAGUCAGUACUCGGGGCUCUGCACAUCAUGGUUGGGUUGUUCAACAUCGGCCUUGGAGUGAUCCUCUUUUGCAGCCACGGUGGCGCCUCGUAUCAAAUGUUUUCAACUGGGUUUCCUUUUUGGAUCGGAGCAUUGUGUAUGUUGUUUGGCAUCAUCGGCAUUGUGUCUGAGAAGUACCCCAGUCCAUGUCUGGUCAUCAUCAAUGUGAUCCUGAAUCUGACAGGAGUUGCUUUUGCCAUUGCAUCUAUCGUACUCUACAGCAACAAUAUAACAAAUAUCGGUAUGUGGUGGUUGCGUGAACUCAACAUCUACCAUAUGGACUAUUUGUUUGACGCACAGAUUACAGAUCUUUCUCCUGUGGAAAGGCAGAUGAGGAAGGACUGCUUGGAAGCCAAAGAGCUGGCUCUAAUGCUCCUGAGAAGCAUCAACGCGGUGCUGAUCGUCCUGUCAGCUCUGGAGCUCUGCCUCGUCAUCAGCUCUGCCGUCAUGGGCAUCAAGGCUCUGAGCAGCAGCGAGAAGGAAGAAGACAAGAUGAUCGCUGACCCAGAAAACUACAAACCACUGCUGGUUGAAGUCACCAGUACACCUGUAGCCUAAAUAAAAAUCUCAGUUAGUAGGUACUAUGAUAUAUGUAAUCUCAAUGAUUUACACAUAUUCAGCUGGUACAGUCUCUGUCCAACUUUGGGGUCAUUUUCUACAAGGGUUGCUGAAAAUAAUUGCUCUUCUAUAUUAGAAUAUUUUUUAUAAUAAUCUGCAUUUGUUUAUGCUGCUGUCAGUUUCACUCUGUUGAUGUUUUUUUAAGCUCUUCCCAUUGAUUGUGAUUUAUUAUCAAAUAUUAUGCCUUAUGGUCAGUAUGUUUGUAGGUAAAAGGGAGGUUCGUGCAUGUGUGUGAGGACACACAUUGAUGGACUGAUGGGGUUUUUGUUUACUCUCCUCCUGAGACCCCAGCUUUUGUUUGGUAUGCACUUUAGAUGUCUUUUGUAACUCUAUGGAUUAGGAGUCACUGUUCAAAACUGUUCAUUUCAAUACCUGAACAUGGCUGUGCAAACAUUGCAAAUAAUGCAACAUUUCUAAAAGGCUUGUGAUUUGUUAAUUUUGUAGCUCUGUUUGAAUUUUCCAUGCCAAAUGUGUUGGA
Messenger RNA from Epinephelus lanceolatus (giant grouper), 1457 nucleotides. NCBI's taxonomy places the organism in Eukaryota, Metazoa, Chordata, Actinopteri, Perciformes, Serranidae. The record is from RefSeq and is a predicted model, not a curated record.